This is a messenger RNA of Drosophila teissieri, 852 nucleotides long. Its product is annotated as glandular kallikrein. Gene Ontology annotation, biological process: proteolysis. NCBI's taxonomy places the organism in Eukaryota, Metazoa, Arthropoda, Insecta, Diptera, Drosophilidae. The coding region runs from base 1 to 852 and encodes 283 amino acids. The transcript is spliced from 4 exons. The record is from RefSeq and is a predicted model, not a curated record. Gene Ontology annotation, molecular function: serine-type endopeptidase activity.
AUGUUGGCCAUCCAUUCGGGUUUUUUCGCGAUCAAAAUCAUGUUGCUCUGGCGAGGGGUUACGUCCCAGUUCCUUGAGUCGGACUGCGGCUACCCUGGCAUCACACCCAAAAUAAUGAAUGGUCAGAAUGCUGAAGUCAGAAACAAUCCUUGGAUGGCAUAUAUAUUCAAAUAUAAUAAUGAGGGAGUAGCUGAGCUCGUAUGCGGGGGAACUCUCAUUCACAAAGAGUUCGUUUUGACUGCAGCCCAUUGCAUCGCAAGAGACCACAUACUUGCCGUGCGUCUGGGAGAACAUAGUACAUCAAGGUAUUAUGCAGUGACCAAGGCCUUUCGGAACAAGAACUUUACAAUUACAGAUUAUAGCCACGAUAUAGGGAUACUUCGAAUACAACCAGAGGUGCAGUUUAAUGCUUUCAUCAGACCCGUGUGCAUCAUCACGGAUCCCACAAAAGUGCCCAAUGUCAAAACCUUCCGGGCUGCCGGUUGGGGAAGAACGGAAAACGAGACAUUUUCGAGAGCGCUGAAAACCGUAGAGUUGAACGAACUCAAUGCAUCCGAGUGCUACAACAUAUUUGGGAUGAACCUAACCGAGAGCCAAAUCUGCGCAGGACAUCCGAACGGGGACACCUGUGUGGGCGACUCUGGAGGUCCGUUGAUUCAUCCGGUGUAUAUGGAUGGGUCUCUGCGGUACGUGCAACUUGGAAUCACAAGUUUUGGAAGGUCGGAUUGCCGCAGUGGAGGAGUUUAUACCCGGCUAUCAUGCUUUAUUGACUGGAUUCUUAUGGUGGUAAACACCUACACGGUACGCAGUCCUCCGAUGAUACAGUUUCGACGAGGAUCUUUCGGUAAAUAA